Molecule: messenger RNA, 3996 nt
Organism: Phaethon lepturus (White-tailed tropicbird)
Lineage: Eukaryota; Metazoa; Chordata; Aves; Phaethontiformes; Phaethontidae
Gene: SBNO2
Product: strawberry notch homolog 2 (Drosophila)
Exons: 28
Biological process (GO): regulation of DNA-templated transcription
Cellular component (GO): nucleus
Molecular function (GO): histone binding; chromatin DNA binding
Source: RefSeq, a predicted model, not a curated record
GAUUCUUCAUACCUCGAUGAGCUCUCCAACAACAACUCCCUCUUCUCGUCCCCCGCGGAUUCCCUCUCUGACAUUGCGGAUCCUAAGGACUUCUUGACUGCCGAUAGUCUGAACCACGUGCCAACACUAUGGGAUAUAAACACACCGCAGCAGAACCAAAUAGAGCUGUUCUCACCCAGCAGAUCGUUCGCUGGCUUAAACAGUUCGAAUGACCAUGCUCCUGCUGUCCCCAACACCCCGCUCCUCAUAAGCUACCAGGCUCAAACUCCUGCAGAGGAGGAGGAUGAAGGUGAGGAGGAAGAAACAGAAGAGUUGGGGCAAACAGAGACCUAUGCAGAAUAUAUACCUUCAAAGUCCAAGAUUGGGAAGCACCACCCUGACCUCGUUGUUGAAACGAGCACCUUAUCCAGUGUCCCCCCACCUGACAUCACCUACAGCCUUUCCCUGCCGUGCUCCGUUGCCGACAAAGGGUCACUCUCUGCACUACAGCUGGAAGCAAUCAUUUAUGCCUGCCAGCAACAUGAAGUUUUAUUACCCAAUGGGCAGCGAGCUGGGUUCCUCAUUGGGGACGGUGCUGGAGUUGGAAAGGGCAGGACAGUUGCGGGCAUCAUCUUUGAAAAUUAUCUUAAAGGGAGGAAAAAAGCUCUGUGGUUCAGUGUCUCCAACGAUCUCAAGUAUGAUGCUGAGAGAGACCUGAAGGACAUCGAAGCCUCCCACAUCCCUGUGCAUGCUUUGAAUAAGAUUAAAUAUGGUGACACAGCUACCUCAGAAGGAGUCCUCUUUGCCACUUACUCUGCGCUGAUUGGUGAAAGCCAGGCAGGCGGUCAGCACAGGACACGCUUAAAACAAAUUUUGGACUGGUGCAGGGAAAACUUUGACGGAGUUAUUGUGUUUGACGAAUGCCACAAAGCCAAAAAUGCCAGCUCUACUAAAAUGGGCAAAGCAGUGCUGGACCUUCAGAACAAACUGCCUCGAGCAAGGGUUGUUUAUGCCAGUGCCACAGGUGCCUCUGAGCCAAAAAACAUGAUUUACAUGAGCCGCCUGGGGAUUUGGGGAGAGGGCACCCCUUUCAGAGCGUUUGAUGAGUUCCUGCAUGCAAUUGAAAAGAGGGGAGUUGGUGCAAUGGAGAUCGUGGCAAUGGACAUGAAGGUCAGUGGAAUGUACAUUGCCAGGCAGCUCAGUUUCACUGGAGUGACCUUCAGAAUCGAGGAGAUCCCGCUGGAUCAGCAGUACAAGAUUGUCUACGACAAGGCAGCGAAGCUGUGGGCAGAGGCCUUGAUGGUGUUCCAGCAGGCAGCCGACUGGAUCGGCUUGGAGUCUCGGAAAUCCUUGUGGGGUCAGUUCUGGUCAGCUCACCAGCGCUUCUUCAAGUAUCUCUGCAUUGCUGCUAAAGUCCGGCGACUCGUUGAGCUUGCCAAGGAAGAGCUGGCGAAGGAUAAGUGUAUCGUCAUUGGCCUGCAGUCCACCGGGGAGGCUCGCACCAGAGAAGUCCUGGAUGAGAACGACGGGCAUCUAAAUUGUUUUGUCUCUGCUGCAGAAGGCGUCUUUCUAUCACUAAUUCAGAAGCACUUUCCUUCAACCAAAAGAAAGAGAGAAAAAGGAACUGGCAUUAAAAGAAAACGGAAGCAGAGGGGCCGCUGCGCCAAGGCUCUGAAGGGCAUGUGUGACCCUGUGGGUGUGAUCAAGAUCAGCGAUGACAGCAGCACCGACUCUGACAUGGGGCUCGACAGUGACUUCAACUCCUCCCCAGAGUCUGUGUUGGAGACGGAUGACGUCAUCUUCGUUGAGCACACCUACAAUGGCUUCGCAGCUGAGGACAGAAGUAAUUUUCACAUGCUGCCUUCCCAGAAAGAGAUGCAUGGCCUGAGAGAGCUAGAACACGUGGAAAAGAUGAAGCAGGACCUCCUAGCAAAAGUAAAAGCACUGGGCAAAGAGCUACCUCUCAAUACCUUGGAUGAACUGAUCAAUCACUUUGGGGGCCCGGAGCAUGUGGCUGAGAUGACGGGGCGGAAGGGUCGGGUAGUUUGCAGACCGGACGGCUCCGUCAUGUUCGAGUCUCGUGCAGAGCAAGGCCUCUCUAUAGACCACGUCAACCUGAAGGAGAAGGAGCGUUUUAUGAAAGGGGAAAAGCUUGUAGCAAUAAUCUCCGAGGCCUCCAGCUCAGGUAUCUCUCUCCAAGCAGACAGACGGGUGAAAAAUCAGAAGCGCCGGGUCCACAUGACGCUGGAGUUGCCCUGGAGCGCAGACCGGGCCAUACAGCAGUUUGGUCGAACACACCGAUCGAACCAGGUUUCUGCUCCAGAGUAUGUCUUCCUUAUCUCUGAGCUGGCAGGAGAGAGGAGGUUUGCAUCCAUCGUGGCAAAACGUCUGGAGAGCCUAGGUGCCUUAACCCACGGAGACCGACGGGCCACCGAAUCCCGAGACCUCAGCAAGUACAACUUCGAGAAUAAGUACGGGGCUAAAGCACUAGACAGAGUUCUCUCCACUAUCCUCAACCACACGGAGAACAGAGUUCCUGUGCCCAAGAGCUAUGACAGAGGGGAGGCUGCGUUUUUUCAUGAAAUGAAGCAAGGUCUCAUCUCUGUGGGCAUCUGCUGCAAUCAGAUGAAGUAUGGCACUGUCUCGGUGGAGAAGGACUGCUCCAUCACCAAGUUCCUGAACCGCAUCCUGGGUCUGGAGGUGGACAAGCAGAACAUGCUCUUCCAGUAUUUUUCUGACACCUUUGACUACCUGAUUGAAAAGGACAAGAAGGAGGGCAAAUACGACAUGGGCAUCCUAGAUUUAGCCCCGGGAGUGGAUGAGAUCUAUGAGGAGAGCAAAGAGGUCUUCCUGACCCCUGGGCACCCGCAGGAUGGGCAGGUCGUGUUUUAUAAGAUCAGUGUCGACAGAGGCUUAAAGUGGGAGGAAGCCUAUGAGAAGUCACUCAAACUGACAGGAUCCUUCGAUGGGUUCUACCUCUCCUACAAGAUGCGAGGCUGCAAACACACCUGUCUGCUGGCAGAGCAGAGCCGCGGGAAGAAUUUCAUCCUCUACAAGCCAAAUAUUGGGAAGCAAAGCCAGCCUGAGAGCCUGGACAGUCUGCAGAAGAAGUACCGGCGGGUGCUGCCUGAGGAAGCCAAGAAGCACUGGGAGAAUAGCUACAACUUCUCCUUGAAGAACUGUAACCAUGCUGUCUGGAACAGGAGCUGCAAGCUGAUCCAGGAGGGGAAGGAGUGCUUCCAGGGCAUGCGCCUGCGUCACUACUACAUGCUGUGUGGGGCCCUGCUGCGGGUCUGGAGCAAGAUCGCCAGUAUCAUGGCAGACAUCACCAACACCAGCUACCUGCAGAUCGUCCGCCUCAAGACCAAGGAGAAGAAGAAGCAAGUUGGGAUAAAGAUCCCCGAAAGCUGUGUCCGUAAGGUGCUGGAGGAGCUGAAGCAGAUGGACGAGAACGUGAAGCGAAAGCACAACCGACUCCUCCAGGCCCAAGAGCAGAGCCAGCAGUUCUCCCUGCCGCUGCACAUCCUGCCACAGCCCCUGGACCUCACACACAUGGGGCCCGGGGUCCCCCUGCCCAGGCACUCCCUGCGCCAGGACGAGAUCCUGGACUUGACCUACAGCCCUCCCAGCAACAGCAUCCCUGACGUGGUGAUGAACCCAGAGCCCGGGGCAUUGUGCUUCCCCUCGGAGCCCGUUCUCCAGCCACACCAGCAGCACAGAUUACCCUUUGGCUUCAGCCACCCUUCUGCUUUCAAGAGCCCGGCCUCCGUCCUGGAGGGGAAUGUGCCUCUGAGCUCCUCGCUGCAUGAACACCUGCCUCUGCCUCACCCAGGACCCUUGCAGACACUGCAGCAGCAGCAGCAGCAGGAAGAUUUUGUCCAACAGGAUGGGAAUAUCAAUUUUAGAGAGAUCCUGGAGGACAUGCUAAGGACGUUAAAUGGGGCCCCCCAGGAGAACAUGCUCCCCCAGGAGCGCCAGAGUGUGAUCCAGUUCAGUGGGCCUUUCCCAGACUUCUGA